ACAGCCGCUUUAGCCAUGAAUGCGCUUGUGUCUUCUGUCUGGUGUUGUGUUGUUUUGUCUCUGCUUUGCGUCCACACGUUCGGAGAAUCUACUAAUACCUUCUGGAGCUCCUCGUAUAACAGGACUAGAACUUUCUCUAGAAGAACUCGAGAUACCAGCUCACCUGCUCCCAUCGACUGUAAGCUGAAGAGCUGGACGUCCUGGACACCAUGCGACUCCUGCACAGACAAGACGGUCCGUUUCCAGUACGUGGAGCACCUGUCCCAGUUCGGCGGUACCAGGUGUGUGCACAGUCAGUGGGACGAGAAGCUUUGCCCGCAGGAGGUGGAGGAGUGUAAUCCUCAGGACCAGUGUGGAGACAUGUACGCCUGUCCGGAAUCAGGACGAUGCAUCGGUCAGCAUCUGCGCUGUAACGGUGAUAAUGACUGCAUGCAGGGCAGCGAUGAGGACGACUGUCAGGAGAUCAGAGAGCGUGAAACCAAAUGUGUCGGCAUGCUGCCCAUCCCGGGGGCGGAGAAAGCCAUACAGGGCUACAACGCCCUGUCUGAUGUUUUUGUGGACCGCGUUCUCGAUCAUAACUACUUCGGGGGCAUCUGCGAGUACAUCUAUAAUGGAGAGUGGAGGAUGCUGACCUACGACGCCUUCUGUGAAAACCUCUACUACAGUGACGAUGAGAAGUACUUCAGGAUGCCCUACAACUUCCUGUCGUACCGGCUGGUGGCUCAGUCUACAGGCCAGGAAUCAUCGGAAUACUACAGUGACGCCACGGAGCUACUGGAAGCUAUAAAAACCGAGAACUCCUUCAACAUGGGAGUGUCCGUGGGGGUCAUGUAUGUGGAGGUGGGGUUGUCUGGGUCGAUCGAAUAUGCACAUCUGGAAAACAUAACCAAGUACGACAGUAAGGAUGUGGGGUUCCUCCGGCUGGUGUCCAGGGUGGAGACGACCCACUUUAAGAUGAGGAGUCAGGAUCUGAUGCUGCACGAGGACAUGCUGAUGUCUCUGAUGGAGCUGCCUGAAGUCUACGACUUUGGCGCCUACUCCCGCUUCAUCAGCAAGUUUGGCACUCACUACGUCACGAGUGGCGUCAUGGGGGGCGUCCUGGACUACGUAGUGGUGGUCAACAAGCAGGUCAUGAUACAAGAGAAACUGGAGUGGUACGAGAUAGGCGGUUGCUUUGGCGCCUCUCUGGGUCUGUCCACUCUCAUCACUCAGGGUGUGACUGCCAAGGUGCAAGCAAAAGGAGAAAAAUGUGAAAAAAUUGGUGAUCGGAACAAAGAUCAGCAGACCAGCAGCAAUGCGAUCGUUGAUGUCAUUGGCUUCGUGAAAGGAGGAACUUUGGGACACAGUGCUGCUCAGCUGGCAAUCCGUGAUGCCAACACGUACAGACAGUGGGGCAAAUCUCUCAAGUACAGCCCUGCCGUCAUUGACCAUGAGACUCUGCCCAUCUACGAACUGGUACGUUCCAGCACGGCAGCGGCUCAGGCUGGCACCAGGCUGCCACACCUUAAACGGGCGUGGGAGGAGUACAUGCAGCAGUUCAACCGGUGCCGCUGCGCCCCCUGUCGGAACAACGGUGUUCCCCUGCUCUCGCUCACUGCCUGCAGCUGCAUCUGCCCGAAUCGGUACAUCGGCACGGCCUGCGAGAAGAGCCAGCAGACAGGUGGUCCUACUCAUGGUGCAUGGAGCUGCUGGAGUUCCUGGUCUGCUUGUGUCUCAGGGACGAGGACACAAAGUCGAGAGUGCAACAAUCCAGCACCAAACAACGACGGUCUUCAGUGUCUUGGAAAGUCUGUGCAGAGGAAACACUGCUAAAAUAAACCUGUACUGCAGAGAUCAUGAUUCUACCAUGACUCUUCAAUAUUAUUUCACUCAUAUUACUUAAUAAAAAUAUCAUUUUAUUUUUAAACAGAGAA
Molecule: messenger RNA, 1913 nt
Organism: Trichomycterus rosablanca
Lineage: Eukaryota; Metazoa; Chordata; Actinopteri; Siluriformes; Trichomycteridae
Gene: c8a
Product: complement component 8, alpha polypeptide
Exons: 11
Coding region: 16-1812 (598 amino acids)
Biological process (GO): complement activation
Cellular component (GO): membrane attack complex
Molecular function (GO): protein binding
Source: RefSeq, a predicted model, not a curated record